Molecule: messenger RNA, 3159 nt
Organism: Spinacia oleracea (spinach)
Lineage: Eukaryota; Viridiplantae; Streptophyta; Magnoliopsida; Caryophyllales; Amaranthaceae
Exons: 6
Coding region: 1-3159 (1052 amino acids)
Source: RefSeq, a predicted model, not a curated record
AUGCAUUGUUUCAUUCAACCAGUGAGUGGUAUGCCUAGUUUCUUCUGUACUUUCAUUUAUGCCUUCAAUGACAGUUGUAAUAGAGAAGUGUUGUGGAAAGAUUUGAAAUCUUUAAACACACGGGAUGCUUGUAUCUUGUGUGGAGAUUUCAAUUGUGUUAUGAACACUGAUGAGAGAGUUGGAUCCCCUGUCAGGAAUGCUGAAAUAGUGGAUAUCUGUGAGUGUAUGGACUCCUGUAAUAUGGAGGAUAUUAAAAGUGUAGGUAACUUUUACACUUGGAAUAACAAGCAGCAUGGGCCAGCUAGGGUUUUCUCUAAAAUUGAUAUAAUUAUGGCUAAUCCCAAAUGGUUAGGUGUCUAUAGUUCAGCUGAAGUAUGUUUUAUGAAUGAAGGUUGCUUUGAUCACUCUCCUGGUUUAUUAACUGUUUAUCCUAGGGAUACAGGAGGGAAAAAACCUUUCAAGUAUUUUACAAUGUGGAAAGCUGCUCCUCAAUUCAUGACUCUUAUCCAAGAACAAUGGACUGGUACAGUUCAAGGGAGCAAGAUGUUUGGUGUUGUUGACAAGGUGAAGAAGGUGAAAUUGGCUCUUAAAGAGUUGAAUAAGAGGGGAUUUUCUGAUAUUCAAGCUUCUGACCUUCAAGCAUAUCAUGACAUGGUUGCAGCUCAGACAGCAAUGCAUCUUGAUCCUGCUGAUCUGUCACUUGCAGAUGCAGAGCUCAUUGCAGUUCAGAAUUACAAAGUUAAGCAUCAAGCUUAUCUGGAGUUUUCGAAACAAAAGGCAAAGGCUGCUUGGCUUAAGGAUGGUGAUGAAAAUACCUCCCUUUUUCAUCAGAGUAUCAAAGCUAGGAACACUCAUAACCAGGUUUAUAGUAUCUGUGGCAUGGAUGGGAUUUGGAAAGACAACCCUGCAGAUAUCUCUCAAGCUUUCUUGGACUACUAUACAACUUUGUUGGCUGGUGAAAUAAAGAAGGCUUUGUUUUCUAUUCCUGGUAGGAAGGCACCAGGACCUGAUGGUUAUGGUUCUUAUUUCUAUAAAGAUGCUUGGAGCAUUGUUGGUGCAGAUGUUAUCAGUGCUGUGUUGGAUGUUCUGCAACAUGGCAAACUGUUAAAGGAGCUUAAUCACACAGUCAUCACUCUCAUUCCUAAGACUAAGUGUCCAAAGAAUGUGAGUGAGUUUAGACCUAUUUCCUGUUGCAACACUCUGUACAAGUGUAUCACUAAGGUGAUUUGUAGUAGAUUGAGGCAAGUGCUACCAGACUUAAUCAUUCAGAAUCAAGGGGGGUUUGUCCAUGGUAGAUAUAUGGUUCACAAUAUCAUGGUGGUUCAGGAUUUGGUGAAGCAGUAUGGUAGGAAGAGUGCUAAACCAAGUUGUAUGAUGAAGAUUGAUCUUCAAAAAGCCUAUGACACAGUAGAUUGGGAUUUCCUACAAGAAAUGUUGGUUCAGUUGGGCUUCCCUAGAGCUUUUGUGACACUUGUUAUGGAGUGUGUGACUACUCCUAAAUUUUCUUUGAUGCUCAAUGGGAAUAUGCAUGCUUUUGAGUUGUUCUCAGUUUCCUCUGGUCUCUUAGCCAACAAGCAGAAGUCAGCUAUUUACUGUUGUGGUAUGGCUGAGUAUGAUGUUUCCAGAAUUGUCAAUGUUUCUGGUUUUACUAGGAGUCAUCUUCCAUUUAAAUAUCUGGGUGUUCCCAUCUGUGCUAAAAGAAUCUCUACUGCCCAAUGUGAUGCUCUUGUGGAUAAGAUGAUUGCUAGGAUUAAAGUCUGGAGUUCAAGGAAUCUCUCCUGUACAGCAAGAAUGCAACUCAUCAACUCUGUCUUAAUGAGUAUACAUAUGUACUGGGCUCAGGUGUUUAUUCUGACUAAGAAAGUUUUGCAUGAUGUCACUAAGAUCUGUAGGUCCUUCCUUUGGAGUGGACAGGCAUAUAGUCAGAAAAACAGCAACAUUUCUUGGGAUAGUUCCUGUUGUGAUAAAAAGCAAGGUGGUCUUGGCUUCAGAGAUGUUAUCAGUUCGAAUAUUGCAAGCAUUGGGAAGUAUGUUUGGGCCAUUGCAUCCAAGCAGGAUAAUGUUUGGAUCAAAUGGGUUCAUGCUGUGUACAUUAAAGAUGGAAAUUGGUGGGAUUACAUGCCUGCAGCCUCUGCUAGCUGGUAUUGGAAGAAGAUAAGUGCCAUAAAAGAGAAAUUGAAGGUAGUGUAUACUCAGGCUGAGUUAGCUGAUAUGCCUCAUUAUUCUGUGAAAACAGUGUAUGAGAAGAUUGUUGGACCUAAACCUGUGAUACAUUGGGAUAACAUGGUGUGGAAUAGACUGAAUAUCCCUAAGAAUAGAUUUAUAUGCUGGUUAGCAGUGCAGGGUAGGCUUCAAACCACUGCAAAAUUGGCAAGAUUUGGAGUUAGCAACACUGCAACUUGUUUGAUCUGUGGACAAGCUGAUGAAUAUCAUAAGCACUUGUUCUUUGCUUGUCCUUACAGCAGUAGAAUGUCCAAGUUCAAGAAGCAAGUUAGCUUUGCAAUGCUAGCUGCUGCUGUCUAUUCUGUUUGGUCUAGCAGGAAUAGUAGUUUUUGGAAUGCUUCAUUCCCAACUGUGCAGAAUUUGGUAACUAGGAUUAAGCAAAAUGUUAGAGAUCGAAUCUUGUUUGUUAUGCCUAAAAAUGUAACUAGGAGAGAUAGCUUGUGGUUUGCUUCUCUAAUGUCCAAGUUCAGGAAGCAAGUUAGCUUUGCAACGCUAGCUGCUGCUGUCUAUUCUGUUUGGUCCAGCAGGAAUAGUAGUUUUUGGAAUGCUUCAUUCCCAACUGUGCAGAAUUUGGUAACUAUGAUUAAGAAAAAUGUUAGAGAUCGAAUCUUGUUUGUUAUGCCUAAAAAUGAAGUCAUGGCUCGAAUUAAGCAGACGGCCAAUGUGGGUGCAUGGGAGGCACCCUGGGAGAGCCAUGUUCCCUUUUCAAAUCUUCCUCACGUGUCGAGGAGGGGGGCUAACCCUUCACGUCGUUCUAAUAGAGGAGGUGCCAGAGCGGCCCAUCAUCCAAGGCGACAUAAGAGCGUGGCACGCCGUCCUCCAGUCCCAAGAGAGGCCUUUGAGGAUGAUUCGUCCAGUUCCUCAGACAGUGAGGUAACGAGGCAUCCACCCCCUCAUGGAUUUUGGGAAAGAGGACUAGGAUCUUUUUUCAUCUGA